Molecule: messenger RNA, 1676 nt
Organism: Darwinula stevensoni
Lineage: Eukaryota; Metazoa; Arthropoda; Ostracoda; Podocopida; Darwinulidae
Source: the annotation of a GenBank genome assembly
AUGGCGUCGAUGUUAUCCUCAACGGUGACUGAAGUGAACAGAAUUCGGAUCGUUCCAUAAUAUCGGAGGGACUCGUGAUUUUCACUUCACAAGCGAAGAUAAUCAACUUUAAAAAAGACAUGGGGCAAUAAGGUCAGAUAAUAGGUCUGGUCCCGCAGACGAACCUGAAUAGAGAACCACGUUCUCCUUUUCCACAGGACACUGCAGUGCAACUGAACAUAUCGUCCUUAUCGAAAAGUCAAGUUGCCCUUGAAGUAACCGGGGGGGAGAAGACACGAGCUUGUUUUAAUAGGACAGUGAUGGUGCAAUGGGAGGAGGAUCCAGCAGAAUCAUGCUAUUGCACUCCUGCACAGAUCCGUGACCUAGUCAUUGACUUCGCGUGACUUUUUUUCUUCCGUCCGGACGUAGGUAUUAGAUGUGAAGAUGGCUGGUUAAUUAAAAGGGAUGGCGGAAAGUGCAGAGCUGAAGGGAGAGACGACGUGUCUGGAAUGGAAGAAGAAAGAUUCAGACACCCGUGAGAAGAAAACGGCAGGCAAGGCAAAGGCAACGCCUUGGGAACAAGAAGAGGAUAGGAAGGUGCGAGCACUGAAGGCCUUCAUGGAAUGGAAAGAAAAGAAAGAUGCCGAGCUCAAACGGGAGACGGAAAAGAGAAAGCAGCUCCAGGAAGAGAUCGAAAAGGAAAAACCAGAGCCGCAGCAAGUAGCAGCUUACUCGGAAUGGAAAAAGAAGAAAGAUGCGGAGGCACACGAGAAGCGAAUGGCGGCCAAGGCAAGGGCAGCAGCCCGGGAACAAAAAGAGGAGGAGAAGAGAGCACAAGUGUUGAAGGCCUUCAUGGCAUGGAAGGAAAAGAAAGACACCGAGCUCCAACUGGAAAUUGCGAAGAGGAGGAAGCUUAAGGAACAAAGGGAAAAGGAAAUCUUGGAAGCACAGGCCAGAAAGUCGGAAUGCAUACAGUCGUAUCUCCACUGGAAGGCGAAGAAGGACGAAGAGCUGGCGAGGAUGAAGAAGCGCGACAAAAAGAAAGCAUUCGAGAGCAAAGUGAAGAAAGAGGAGGAGGAGAAGGAGAAGCGGGCCAUAGCCCAGGCGGCGUGGAAGGCUUGGACGGGAAAACACGCGGAAAGGGAGAAGACGGCUCGCCUUCGUCAGAGGUAUUUCCAGAGGCCUGAUGCCCUUGAGCCCGCGAGUCACAAGCCUCGGCGUUAUUACGAAAUCGACCGCUCCGGAUGCAAGAGGAGGAGACAUGAAAGAUGGGAGGCUCAGCGUCAUGCCGAACGCCUUCAAAUGGCUUUAGAUGCCUUCGACUUGUGGCUCGAGGAAAUCCAACUCCGAACUCAAAUACUGAAGCUGGAACAGCUUGCCCAACCAGACGACCAGAGCAUCAGUCUCUGAUACACCAUGGCCUUCUAAUGGGAGUCACCUGUGAUAUUUAUCCUUGCUUUCUUCACAUUUUCUGAGCAGUGACAAUGUACUUGCAAUAUUACCAUUGAUGAGAAUGCAUUAGGGAGGCACAAAAAUCAGGGUCUACAAUGGAAGCUGCAAUGUGGGAAUCCUUAUGCAAUUUCCUGGCACCCCAACUAUCCUAUACAUUCCACACUGUGUUACUGAUUACACUGUAUGAAGUGUGUUCAGUCCUUUGAACAUGAGAGAAGGGUAAGAAUACAUACAUGAAGUACAAG